GUUUAUGGAUUAUCAUAAAUAUUGGUAUGCAUCUUCCAUAAAAAAAAUCAUUGAAUUUUUGUUUUAAUUAAUUGAAUCUUGUUUCAGAUUCAUCGACUCUCUUGUGUUCUUAAAUAUUUUUUUUUUGUUUGUCAAUCAAUAAAUAAUAUUUUUUUUUAAGAAAAUGUGUAAAAGUAUGUUUAUUUUUAUCAAAACUUAAAUUUGAGGAAAAGUUUUAGAAAAUAAAAGGAGAAACGAACACACUCGGUGCAAAUAAGAGAUUCAUGUAUAGAAAGCCCUCCUAAAAUUUAGACCUCAAAUCUCUAUAUCGAAAACGAAAAACAGUGUUAAAUAGUUUAGACCGAACUCUUAUUUGUUAUGCAAUCUCUAUAUCGAACUCUUAAGUAUUUAGCUGGGUCAAAAGAUAAACUUCUUUUGAUGAGGUAAAAGAGACUUGGUUGUUAAGUCAUGAUGAGGUAACCUCUUAUGAGUGCAAAUGAGCCGAGUCGAGUUUUACCCCAACUUGAGCUCGGCUCGUUAAUAAACGAGUCGAGUUCGAGCUCAACUCGUUUAUUAACGAGCCGAGUUGAGUUCGAGCUAGCUUGUUUAUUAAAAUCUUGACUUUUAUUUGGUACUUCAUUUUGUCUAUCAUGAUACAUAUGAUUUAUUUUGUUAGCUAAUCUCAUAUUAUACUUUGUUGGUAUCAUAUAUAAUUUAGUUAAUAAAUCUUAACUACAAAUCAUGUUAUUUCAUAGCAUCGAAGCAAUCUAUGAUGCAUAAUUUCUUUUUAAAGUAGAAAAUAAGAUAUAUUUGAUCACAUACUCAACGUGUUAAACUUUGUAUGUGAGAUAUAUAAUUUAACAACCAUAUGAAUUAAAAUCAUAAGAUAUAGAUUGAUUCGUCCAUAAGUUGGUAAUAGAGUUGGCUCUCUAGCCGGGUUUAGAUAGCGUCACAACCCUCAUGGGAGUUGUGAUUUUCACUUCCUCCUUCGCAACCAUUAGAUCCACCCUCUCUCUUGGUUUUUCAAAUUAACGGUUUAGAUUAAAUGAAGGAUAUUUUUGGAAGAGAAAAACUUACCACACAGGAUCCUUUCUCAUUUUCUAUAUAAUCUGAUUUCCAAAAAAAAAAAAAAAACUCUUCCUCUCUCCCCUCUCUCUCUUUCCUCUCCCGAGAACCCUAACUACUCUCUGUCUCUCCCUCCCGUUGUUGUCGCCGCCGCUGCCGCCGCCCCCUCCCGUCGCCACCGUCGUCGUCUUUCCCUCCCGUCGCCACCGCCACCAUCUCUCCCUCCCUCCGCAGCCGUCGCGUCCUCCGCCUCCCACCAUCGCAGCCCUCUCUCCUCCCUCCAACUCCUGUCACCGCCAUCUCUCUCCCGCCGUCCUCCUCAGCCGCCGCCGCUAGGUAACAACCUCUCCCCUUCCUUCUCCUUUCCUCAUUCCUUAAUUUUUUUCCAGAUCUGGAAUUUUCUAGAUUCCAGAUCUUGUUUUUUUUAUGUUAUUCUCUAGUGGUACUGAUUUCUGUCUAGUGGUACGCUACCAGUGGUAGUGGUAGCGUACCAGUACUCAGUGGUAGCGGUACCAGUGAGUAGUGGUACUGAUUUCUGUCUAGUGGUACGCCAGUGGUAGUGGUAUCGUACUACUAUUCACUGGUAGCGGUACCAGUGGUAGUGGUAGCGUACCACUACUCACUGGUAGCGGUACGAGUGGUAUUUGUAGCGUACCACUACCACUAGUACGUACCACAACUACUGGUAGCAUACCACUAGAUGAAAAUCAGUACCACUAGCACACUGACGGAGUGGUUUUUUUGCAGUUGGCCGGAGCGAGUCUGAUUGGAGGAUUUCACCGGAAAAAUUCGUCGGCCAGAGAAACUUUGGUGGUCGGAGUGAAGAGGUUGCUGGAAAAGAAAGAGAGAGAGAGAUAUAAGCGUAUUAAUUGUAGGAUUUGAAUUAAAAAAGUAUUUAAUCUGGGUUUUUAAUUCCCAAUCUGUAAUUAAUACAAAAAUAAAUAAAUAAUAAAUUCUGUUUUUUUUUUCAUACCCAAAUUGCCCUUGGAUGUGAAUCUCACAUCCCUCUUAGGGGAUGUGACCGUAUCCCACCCCUCUCUAGCCACAUGUUAAGACAUAUCAUGAGCUCUAAAUGAGCCAGCUCAUGAGUUUAGCUCAACAAGCCACCGAGUCGAGCUUGCUCGCGAGCUUCACGAGCUGAACAAAGGUUAGCUCGUGUUCAACUCGUUUAUUAACGAGCCGAGUUUCAAACGAGCUUUUCUCAAAUCGAACGUCGAGCCGCUCGCGAGCAGCUCGACUCAUUUGCGGUCCUAUAUUGAUUAAAGGUAAAAGUACAAAGACCGCAUUUAUUCUAAUGCGUAACUGAUGAGGUAAUUUUGAAGACUUUUUAUGCGCCACCUUUGUUGACUCCGCCAGCGCAUCCAGUAGUAGUUUUCAAGACUUUUUAUUACCAAAAAUAUAUGAUUAAGUUCAAUGGAUGUGCAUGGCUGAUGGUACUACUACUACCAGCUUAACCUGCAUUGUUAAAGUAAAAUUAUAAUCCAGUACUUUCUAAUUUCUAUACAAUAAUCUUGUAGUAUGUCCUUAAUAUCUUGUAGUAUGUGCUUAAUUUCUAUACAAUAAUCUCGUAGUAUGUGCUUAAUAUCGAUAAUAAUCUUGUAUUUAUGAGGCACAAUUCAAUUUUAACUGACAAAACACGUUUUUGGUUAAUAGAGAAUGUCUUGAACUAUGAUGUUGAUUAAACGUGUUUAGUGUGAAGCAGUGUAGAGAUCUGUUGAGAAGUCACCAUGAUGUAUUUCCUGAGAAAACAAUGUGUUGGUAGCAGCGGCGGAUCCAGAACAUAGUAGAGCACUGGGCCGCAUUUGAAUUAAAUAUUAAAUAUCAUAAACAAAAAUAUACAAUAACUAUAGUUUUCAUUCAUUACAAUCUCAAUUCUUCUAGAAGGUCUUUUAAUUUGGAAAAUCCAUUAAUAAUAGAAUCUCCAUCCAUACCAAUAGCAUAGUUUCUCUCAUAUUUAACAGGGAAGGGUGGACUUUAGUUUAGAGGAGUUUUUUAGGAUAAAUACUAAUUAUUACUAAAACAUUUUCCGCAUAUUUAAAUAUUAACCAAACCUUUGAAAAUACUAGUCAAAUAUUAACUUCCAAUUGGCAGUUUUGUUAGUAUUAUUGACUUGGCAACGUUAUACUAACUUGGAAGAGACACAUGGAGGCAAACAUUCCAAAACUUUCGUAUUUUAAAUAAGAAAAUAGUUAACAAAUUAUGAACGAUAACAGAAAAUAGCUAAUAUUUUGGUGCAUUACAAAAAAUUUGGCCAAUAUUUUGUAUUUCGAAGGGUUUGGCUAAUAUUUAAAAAUGUAGGAAUGGUUUGGCUAAUAAUUAGUAUUUAUAUUUUUUAUUUCAAUGAAACUUUGUACCUAGUCAUUUACGUUUUGGACUUUUAGAUAUUUUUUCUAAAAUAAAAUUAUUCGGGCUAGAAUUUCUAAACUAAAUUUAGAGUAGUGGUUUUGAUAUGUUUAUCUAGACCAUUUUCCUACUUACAGAAAAUCCUAUUAUAAAAUAACACUCGACCGACUUUUAAAUAUCAUUGGGUCGGUACCGAACUUCGAAAAAUUUAUAAGCACUGUACUAACUCUGUAUCCGGAGGAGGGCUGGGCCGGGGCCCGGGUUGGCCCAGCCCUAGAUCCACCGCUGGUUGGUAGACUCAAAGCAGACAAUAUCUUGGUCGAAAAAGGGUUCAGAUGUUACAGCUCGUAUCAAAGCCUCUUCGUGUGCGUCCGUCUGAGCGAUAUUGGGGCAAACCUUAACAAGGACGUUUGAGACUUGAAAGGGAUUGUAUGUACUAUGUAACAUCUUACGCAUAUCCCACGUAGACAAAGCAUGACACAUCCAUUAUUCAUUAGAAAUAAUAUAUCAACAUUAACUGACAAUACAUGUAGCAGAUAUAAAUGAUAUAUUGGGAAGUCAUUGUGAUGCAUCUUAAAAGCAAUAACCUGUAGCGUAGACAGAAAACAUCCAAUAUCUACAUCGAAAAAGGGUUGGGUUGUUAACGUAUGUGUAAAUGGCUUUUUUUUAGUAAGAUUAGGCAGCGAGCGAGAUUAGUUACAAUGAUGGGUGGUAUAAAUCUUGAUAAUACCUCAUUACCCAUUAAAAAAUACAAAAUAAUUAUUCUUUCUUUUUUCUUUUACCCUUUUAAAUACCGGUCAUCUCAAUACCGUUACAAAAAGAAAAUGUCACGUUGCCGUUUCUUUGACAAGCCCAUCAAUUAUAGUGUAACUAGAAGGCGCCCGCCGUACGUGAAAGCAUCUGCUCAUCAGAGCAACAAAUAUUAUAAACAAUUUGCAGCGGACAGUAGCAGUUAGCCAUUGAUUCGAGUCGAGUUCGAUUUAUUUAUAUUAAUCUUUUUAUUAAUGAGUUGAGUCAAGUCGAGACAAUUUAUGAAUUAAAAUUUUAGCUCGUCAUUUGACUCGAAUUCAACUCAUUUAUUCUAAAUAUAGUCGAACCUUCAAACUAAAUUUCACAACAAUUUAUAAAUUGAAGACCAUAAUAUCUGUUUGUUAUGUGUUGAUACAUGUGAUUAAUUGAUACCAUGUUUGUUGGUAUCUCAUUAUUUAGUUCAUUCUACCAAAAAAUGCUAUUUAGUACAUACAUUUUAACUAGUUCAUAUAAUGUAAUUUCAUUUUUUUUUAUAAUGGUGAAUAUUAUUAGAGACAAGAAAAAGUUUAACGAAGAAACAAAACUAUUCACACGGGUUCAAAAGAAAUGAACCGCAACUGCAAGAAAAAGAAACAAGCAGACCAAACUCCAAAGGGGAGGACUGGCUAGAAGGACCAGGCCAACUCACAAUGUAAUUAAGCAAUCUAUGAUAUGCAUAAUUUAUCUUUUAAAAUUAUAAAUGAGAUCUAGUUUAACAAAUCUAUAAAUUAUCAACAAGCCAACUCAUAAGAUAUAGAUCGAUUUUCUUAUAAGAUGGAAGUCGAGUUGGCUCGCCAAUUAUAAUGUUGAGACAUCUCAUAAGCUCAAAACGAGACAGUUCACGAGUUGACUUCAACAAACCAACAAGUAGAGUGACUCACGAGCAUCAUAAGAUGAACAAAACUAACUCAAUCUCAACAGUUAACAAAUUAGUCAAAUUUUUUCCAAAGUCGAAUGCCGAGCCAUCAAUGAACUACUUACCUGAUUAACAUCCCUACAACUAGCGUGGUACGUGGCAGUCUCAACAAGCCAUGCAGUAGUGUUGUAGCUUUUAAUUGGAGUGCCCUUUAAUCUAAUAUCCGGCAUUUUCACUCACUCGCGAGUCGCGACAAAUAACUACUUUUCUACAUAUGACUAUAUGAGAGCUCCACAAUCAUUAAUCUUUGCAAAUAUUUAAUUGUCUAAUACUCUAAUUAGUUCUAAAUUAUAGCAGUUUUUGUUAUUAAUGGGUUUCUAGCUAAGCAGCUUUUGGGCUUUGGCGAAAGCUAGGAGGCAAACCGUUCAACGCGCCGAGUGCAGGAAUAUGCUGUCGCACUUUUCAAAUUGAAAAUGAAUUAAUUUAAUCAAUUUGCUGUUAUAAAAACAAUUGCAUAUGUAUCUAAUUAUUGUUGGAGUUCCUUUCAUCUAUUUACUAAUGCUUGUCUGAUUAUUAAAACACGGUUUUGUUGAGAUUUGGUCUAAAGAUAAUUUAUUGGGCCAGUUAAUCGGCAGUAUUCCAGCAAAUGUCUCAAAUACUUGUACAGUGUCAUUUGUGUUCGAUAGGAUUUAAGGGCGGAAAUAAACAUGAACAAGCCAAUCGAUGGACUUGUUUGUGUGUGCCAUUUGUGGUUUCUAGGCUUAGCAGCCAAAAACAAAACAAAGGAACUCGUCCCUUAAUUUUUACUCAGCUGGUGUAAUUAAGAAAAAUAUAAUAGAGUUGGUUUUCAUAUUGAAUUUCUCCAACUCAACAUUAAUGAAAGUAGCAUCAUGGUGUUAUGUUAUAAUACAAGUUCAGAUACAAAUUCAAUUUGUAGCAUAAUAUAGAAGUUAUAAAUUCAAUUUAUAUCAUAUCCUUGAUUUGUAAAAAUCAACCAUCAAUCCUAUACAGGAAUAUUGUAAAAUUCCUCCAAAUCUAAUUGUGAGACGAUAGAGAAAACAAAUGGCAUGAAAAUAACCAACUCGAUUGUUGAUCCUUACUGAAGCGUGAGUCUCGAAGAAUUUGACCACAACCUCGGCUUUCUUGUUCUAAUCUACAAUUGUUGGAGCCGCAAAUAUCUGUUCUCAACUCCUCAUCAAAGGUGGUGGUUCUGUUUUAACUCGAACGGUUUUACAAGCUUAUCGAUUUUCUGUAACGGAUAAGCUCUCGACAGUUUUGGCUGAAACCAAAAAUUGCUAGUAAAUCGAUAAGUGUUAACACGAUCAGAGGUUCAAUUUAAAUUUAUUUUGACCGAAAUCGAAGCGAAUUGGACAUAUGCUUAGUUCGAGUUUUAAUUUUACAUGUUAGCCGAACCGAACCACCAUGCCUAAUCCUCGUCAUAUUUUUUUAUAAGUGUCAUAGAAAUUAGUUUUUAUCCUCAAUUGUUACUUAAUUAUCCGGAUCUGUGACAUCCAGACUGAAUAAUAGUAAUAAUAUAGAACCACUAGAGGAAGUCCUUAUCAUAGUUAGUAAAAUACGGUACAAAAAAGUUAUGUAUAAAAUAUGUACGGGUAUCUUACUUUGUCUCUAAGUUAAUGAUAUGUUCAAUAGCAUGUUGAUAGUUAGAAAUAUAUAUAUAAAAUUAAUUAUUUUAAAAAUAAAUAUAUAAAUGUCUUAUCCCGAAGAAAGAAGCUAUAAGUGAUAUUAGGGAUCUUAGACCUAUUAGUUUGGUAUCAAGCCUAUACAAGAUUCUUUCAAAGGUGCUUAUGGAAAGAUUAAAAGUUUUCAUGGGAGGCUUGGUGGCGGUGGAACAAUGUGCUUUUGUGGGUGGUCGGCAAAUCUUAGAUGCGAUACUUAUCGCAAAUGAGCUCAUUGACUCUAGGAAGCGUGCUCGAAAACCAGGAUUAGUUUUCAAAUUGGAUAUAGAGAAGGCAUAUGAUCAUGUAAAUUGGGAGUGCCUCUUUAUUGUUAUGAAGACUAUGGGUUUCCCCCCACCUUGGAUUAGGUGGAUUCGGGGGUGCAUCACUGCUGCUUCGUUCUCUGUUCUUGUAAUGGGGAAGCUUCUGGUUACUUCUCAAGCAAAAGAGGGCUAAGACAAGGAGACUCUCUUUCUCCCUGUCUUUUCAUCCUGGUGAUGGAGGUUCUCUCAGGUAUUCUGAGGACUUUGCAGUCUCGUGGUUUGGUUGAGGGAUUCUUUAUGAAUAAAGAAUUGAGAAUGGGAGAGGUCACUCAUAUUCUCUAUGCUGAUGAUACGUUGUUAUUUUGUGAUGCAUCUGAAGACCAAGUUCGUUCUCUUCUCACAGCCUUAGCUCUCUUCGAAACAAUUUCGGGUCUACGAGUGAACUUACAUAAGAGUUCCAUGAUGGUUGUUGGGGAGGUUGAGAAUCCAUCACGUUAUGCAGACAUUUUUGGAUGUGAGUUGAGUUCUCUUCCGACUACCUACUUAGGAUUGCCAUUGGGUUCCAGAGCAGCUUCUUUGACAGUUUGGGAACCAGUGAUUGAAAAAGUACAAGCUCGAUUAGCUUCUUGGAAGGCCAGAAUGCUAUCUUUUGGCGGGAGGUUGGUGCUUUUGAAAAGUGUUCUUUCUAAUCUCCCUAUAUACUUUCUUUCCCUCUUUAGGGCUCCGAGCUCAGUGAUUGCUAGACUUGAGAAGAUUUAUAAUGACUUUCUGUGGUCAGGGGUGUUUGAGACAAAACGAUUGCAUUGGGUGAAAUGGGAUAUUGUAAAGACUCCAAUUAUUAGAGGCGGUUUGGGAGUCUUGGAUCUUAGGUGUAUGAAUCGAGCUUUGUUGGGGAAAUGGGCUUGGAGAUUUGGGGUUGAGAGGGAUGCAUGGUGGAGGAGGUUGAUUGUUGCAAAGUUUGGACAAGGUAGGUCCGAAUGGAGACCAUGUUGGAAUUUGGGAGUGUAUGGUUGUUCUGUGUGGCGGGCAAUUGUUAACGAAAGCUCUUACUUUUGGAAGGUUGCCUAUGUCGAUCCUGGGGGUGGUUUUGGGGUGUCUUUUUGGCAUGAUUUUUGGGUUCCUGGGAAACUUUUGGUGAGUGAUUUCCCAAGGGUUGGGUUCGUAGCCCAAUCCUUGGAUGCCUUUGUGUCUGACAUGUUUUCUAUGGUUGAUAGGUCUUGGGAGAUUCCUCUCACUAUAUCUCUGAGGGGUGGAGCUGAAGCUGAACGUGUUCUUUUGAUGCAAACGUUGAAUGCUCUUCCUCAACUUUGGAUUACCACAGGGCCUGCACGUUUGGUUUGGCCUUUAGAGGCAUCUAUGGUCUUCUCGGUUCAUUCUUUCGCUACAAACCUUAUUGAGAGUAACUUUGGAGGUGACACUGCUUUCCCUUUCAAGUUGGUGUGGAAUCCUUGUGUGCCCUCAAAAAUAUGUUGCUUCCUUUGGAUGGUCUCUCAUGAGAAGAUUGCUACUGUGGAUAACUUGAGAAAAAGAGGGAUGAUUCUUCCGAAUUGGUGCUCUCUUUGCAAACAACAUGAGGAAUCGAUUUCACAUCUCUUUUUCUCAUGUCCAUUUGCAAUUGCCAUAUGGGAUAAUUUCAAAAACGCUUUUGAUCUUCAUGGUCCUUACCUUCCUUUCAUUCGCCAAUUCCUCAUUGCUUGGCGAGGCUUGUGGUGUGACCCACGGUUCAGAGACUGCAUCAAGUUAUUGCCCCAUGCAGUGUGUUGGUACAUCUGGUUGGAGAGAAAUAAUAGGAUUUUCAGGGAUGUGGAGUCCUCCCCAAAAGAGAUUGGACAUAAGAUUGUUCUUAUAGUUGGACGAUGGUUACGAGCUUUUAGUCGCAUCUCAGAUAGACGCUUCCACCAGUGGAUGGUGAUCGGGACGAAGCACCUCAUUUGACCCUCACGUUCUUUCUUCUUUUUUAUUCUCGAGUUGGUUGUUUUUCUAUUGCUUAUUUUUAUUUUUAUUAUUUUUUUUUCUCUUCAUUGCUUGCUUGCUCUACUACUGGUUGAGCUGCUGACUUUUUAUUUUUUACCUUUGUACUUUCAUGAAUUGGUUAGUUUCUUAUAAUAUUCUCAUCAUUCAUCAAAAAAAUAAUAGUAAAGUUAACAAUUUAAUUCAUCAAAUACGGAUAUGAAAUGUGUUAUACGGAUUUUAUACGUGUUUAGUACGAGAUCAAUCAAAUCACGAAAAAAAUGAAACGACUUGAUAAAAACAGGGAUACAAAAAUUUUAAACAAAUAAAAUACGUACGAGUAUAUAUAAGUAUACCAAACCAAAUAUUUACUAACUAUGCUUCUUACCCUACAGAAGAAAAACAUUAUCACAAACGCUGCCAACCGAUUCACAUGUUGAACUCUAUCCAAAUUCCAACUUCAUCCAAUCUUUGGUUCUCUCAUCUUUGUAGUGUAGCCCUGGUAGCAUGUUUGGGCCAGCGAGGAAUAUCUGCUAUAUAGACCCAAGCCAAUCUAUGACUUGGCGCUCCUCCCCAAGCCCCAACCAACAAUGACCUCUUCUUCGCAGCCCAUAAGCGGCGGCCCAGUUAGUGCUUUCCUUUGAAAAGUAAGGCCCAAUCAAUAUGAAGCAGGCUAUCAUAACGGGCCAAUUUACUGUUCUCCAAAACAGAUUGUUGAGCAAGUUGCAAAACUAUAUGUUACUAAAACAAGGAACGAUGGCUAUUCGGUGGCUCGUCAUGUUCUAUUCUUGUCACCCCGUAUGUUAGUGAGAUUUGAUUUAGUUUCACGAUUAGAAGCAUUGUAGCAAGAUUAGGAUUAAAUAAUAAUCCACGGAACAGGCGAAGAGUGAAUAGUGAUUUGGUACUUUAGGGCAGUACUCCCACACAAAUUUCCACCUCACUGGAAACAGGGACAUGUGUUUGGGGGAAGGUUACUCACCCACUUUGAUCAUCAUGUGACCUUUGCUGGAAUUUUAUUUUAUUUGCAGGUUGAUGAGGCCAGCCAGCCAGAGUCGUCUUUUGCACGUGACUAACUGCUAUUUUACUGAUUUCCUCGCGCCUUUUUCUUUAUUUAUGACUCGGCCACAUACAAGAAGAAUCCAUCACCCCAAAUCUUUGCAUCUGUUCUUGUCUCCACGCUCCCCUCUUUUCUUUUUUCCUUUCCUAUAUGCUUUUAUUUACUACCAUGAACCAGUUGUCGCAGAAAUCUCAGUUGCAAUCGAUAGAUGCAGCAGGAAGCGUAUGCUUCAGGUUACCCUGCCUCCACUAUUGAAUCCAAUUAUGUAAAGAUACAAAGCUGGGGAUAAAGAAGUAAGCAAAGGGCGCGCUUCUUCUUUGGUUAAGAAAAACAAGUGCAAACUCAUGAUGAGAGCAUCUCACGAGGAGGAUGUGGCAUAAUGAAGAAUAAACUCUUACUUUCUCCAAGAAAGAAAAGUGUAUGCAGAGUCCUAAAUAUUGUUUACACUAGGAGAAGAGAAAAAUCAUGCAUUGAACCUGUUAUUACAAAGACAUGAUGAAUAGUCUCGUGUUCAUCUUGAUUGUACAUUCUACUGAUGAAAAAUCAAUAUCUGUUAACAGUUUUCCAGCAAUAUUUUCAUUGAGUGACCUGAGUAGUGACUACCAUUUCUAUGUUUAACAAUCUCCAAAUUCAGAAAAUGAGGAAGUUGUCCCACGUUUUCUGAAACCUUGAAUCACCCCGUUGACAACAAUAAUGGACUAGUUUUUUUUUUUUUUGGGAUAAUAACAAUAAUGGACUAGUUAACCAAGAACUCCAAUUCAGUAUUGCCCACAUAACCUAGCAACUUUAAAACAAAAUUUUGGAUUGAUAAAAGAUAAUAAUUCAA
Linum trigynum is the source of this 10804-nucleotide messenger RNA. The record is from the annotation of a GenBank genome assembly. Lineage: Eukaryota; Viridiplantae; Streptophyta; Magnoliopsida; Malpighiales; Linaceae.